This is a messenger RNA of Sciurus carolinensis (gray squirrel), 918 nucleotides long. Its product is annotated as olfactory receptor 7A10-like. Gene Ontology annotation, cellular component: membrane. Bases 1 to 918 code for a protein of 305 amino acids. The transcript has a single exon. The record is from RefSeq and is a predicted model, not a curated record. Gene Ontology annotation, molecular function: G protein-coupled receptor activity; olfactory receptor activity. NCBI's taxonomy places the organism in Eukaryota, Metazoa, Chordata, Mammalia, Rodentia, Sciuridae. Gene Ontology annotation, biological process: G protein-coupled receptor signaling pathway.
AUGAAACCCAGGAAUAGCACACAGAUUUCAGAAUUCCUUCUGCUGGGGCUUUCAGAGGACCCAGAACUUCAGCCCCUCAUCUAUGGGCUUUUCCUCUCCAUGUACCUGGUCACUGUGCUGGGAAACCUGCUCAUCAUCCUGGCCACCAUCUCAGACUCCCACCUGCACACGCCCAUGUACUUCCUCCUCUCCAACCUGUCCUUUGUGGACAUCUGCUUCACCUCCACCACCGUCCCAAAGAUGCUGGUGAACAUCCAGACACAAAGCAAGACCAUUACCUACACAGGCUGCAUCACCCAGAUGUACUUCUUCAUACUCUUUGUAGGGCUGGACUUCUUUCUUCUGACUGUGAUGGCCUAUGACCGGUUUGUGGCCAUCUGCCACCCCCUGCACUACAAGGUUGUUAUGAACCACCAACUUUGUGUGUUGCUGGUUUUGAUGUGCUGGAUCUUGAGUGUUCUGAAUUCUUUAUUACAAAGCUUAAUGGUGUCCUGGCUCUCCUUCUGCACACAUGUGGAAAUUCCCCACUUUUUCUGUGAACUUAAUCAGGUGGUCCUGCUGGCCUGUUCUGACACUUUUGCAAAUGACAUGGUGAUGUAUUUUGCAGCUUUGCUACUGGCUUGCUGUCCCCUCACUGGUAUCCUUUACUCCUAUUCCAAGAUAGUGUCCUCCAUCCUUGCAAUCUCAUCAGCUCAGGGCAGGUACAAAGCCUUCUCCACCUGUGCAUCUCACCUCUCUGUGGUCUCCUUAUUUUAUGGCACAAGCCUAGGUGUGUACCUCAGUUCUGCUGUGACCCAGAACUCACGCUGUAGUGCAAUAACCUCAGUGAUGUACUGUGUGGUCACCCCCAUGCUGAACCCCUUCAUCUACAGUCUGAGGAAUAAGGACAUCAAGCGUGCUCUGAGGAGAUACCUGUGA